Messenger RNA from Musa acuminata AAA Group (dessert banana), 1221 nucleotides. RefSeq lists its product as uncharacterized. NCBI's taxonomy places the organism in Eukaryota, Viridiplantae, Streptophyta, Magnoliopsida, Zingiberales, Musaceae. The record is from RefSeq and is a predicted model, not a curated record. Bases 1 to 1221 code for a protein of 406 amino acids. The transcript is spliced from 4 exons. Gene Ontology annotation, molecular function: protein binding.
AUGGGCGGCAAUGGGACGGUGGUCGGCGUCAAACGAGUCGAAGCAGGGAUGCCUUCUGAGGAGUGGGACGACUCCAUGCCACUCCCCGGUGACAUCGUCAAGGGGGUCGCCCCUGCCGACGACGACGACGACGAGGAGAGCCCCAUUUUUGCCUCCGCCAAGAGCCGGUCGGAGAUCAGCUCCGUUCUCGGUCGGCUGGGACGCCGGUCCGAGUCGGUCUGGAUCAAGGUCCAGAGAGGCAGCAGCCUGCUGGACCUUCGCGCCCGUGUCGUCCCCUACCGCGGCCACAAGCUCUAUCGCCGUUUCACCGUGAUGGCCGCCCGUGACGACCGCCACGUCGCGGUGCUCGGCGAUCUCACUCUGGAGCGGUGCGCGGAGCUUCAGGAAAUGAGCAGAACGGUGGUUAACGUGGAUGGCAUCGGGUUCAUCAGGAAGAAAAGCGUGAGCUACGACUGGAAGAAGAAGGUGGGAACCUACUUGCCGGACCGCCAUUCCACUCUGAUUAGCUCCAUCCUCUUCAUGCCUUUCCCCAGCGAGCGCAACUUCGAGGCCACCAUGACGCGAUCCAUGGCUUGGUUCUCAUCUGCCGUCUCCUCCGGAGCUCCUCUCGUCUUCGUCAACAUCCAAACAGAGCAAAUCCAAAAGGCUGCAUCUACUGACGGAGGCAAUUGCCAGAGUUCUUGGAAAGAAAUGAGUUGGCUCAAGCAGCAGAGUCCGAAGCAUACCUCCACGGUCGAGCUACUGCAAGCGAUCCGACUUUGGUUCCUGCCGGGCAUCGCGGAGGUGCCGGUGGUGCUUGCACCCGAGGAAGGUGAGAGAAGAUUCGGAAUGGACAUCAAGAGAACCGAGGAGGGCUUCAUCUGCAUAAGCUCCGUUUUCAAAGGCUCAGCAGCGGAUCGCGCCGGGCUCCGCAACCUCUGCGGUGAUGCCAGCAAGACAGGGCACCUGGUCAUCGUCUCUCGACUGCAAGGGAAAGGAGUCCUCCCCACCGAGGUCUCCUCCGACGGGCGCAUCGUGUGCUGCGAUCACACGAGCAUCAAAGAAAGGCUUGCGGCGGCCAUCGAGGAGAUGGAGGAGGUUCAUCUCCACAUCAUGAGGUGGCCCGACCAAAGGCCUUCCUCGAACAAUGUCGGUCCUGCAAUACUUGUACCGCCUGCAGAGAUCGAUGGAAGCACACUUGGCCACAAGCUUGGCGCGAAAUCUUCACAUAUUAUCAUGUAA